CGCCUCGAUCCGCUCAGUCACCGCCCAGACCGCGCCGCGAGCGAUCCAUCCGCCGUGGCUUUCGCGUGUUUACACCGGUUCUCGUGUGUCUGUGACUCUCGUCUUCCGCAGUUAUCGGCCAGACUUUCGUCUCGCUCGGAUGCCCGCUGUUCGAUAAACUUUGCCGGUGGCGUUUCGCGCGUACACGUGCACGCGCACUUUUUCUCCGCCUUUUUCAUUCAAAGAUUGGGUCAGUUGGUACCGCGUCGAUCCAGACUUGGCCGCGUGCAGUGAUCUCUCGAACGGUGAUAUCGAUCACGUGAACCGCAGUGUAGUGGUGGGUUGGUGGCGUGGUGGAGUCGGUCGGGGAGUUCGCACAUCCUGUGGAAAGCGGUUUCCUCUGGAGGCGGUCAGAAGGCAAUCAAGAUUCAUCGCCGCCCGGAAAUGCGAGAAAGUCAAGGUCGUUUUAUUUACACCGUUACGUACCGCCGAUCCCUCGUCAACGGCAGGUUUCGCGCCAGCCACGAAACGGAAGUCUCGUGAAUCAGCCUUUAUUUUGGAUCGUCGUGUCUUGUGCGCCGUUUAAUCUUUCUUCUGUUGUUUACGCGCCCUUUCGCCGGCCACUUCUCACGGUCUUCUCUUCGCGAAAAGCGAUAAUCGUUUUUUUUCUUCUUCUCCUUCUUCUUUUAAAAGAAGCUGUUUCGUUUUCGGAGGAUACAAGCAGGAGAAAGAAGUUGAAUGGGAAUAAGAUCGAGAGUAAGAUCGACAUCGGGGGACGGGAAUUCGAAUCAAAUUAUAACCUAACACGGUGAGGCGAGGGCUACGUGAGGGCUGAUCCGAUGAAUGGGGCUCAGCUCUGGCACAGUUUUCCAUCGGGGCAAAUCAUGACAGGAACGUACCGAAGAUCGAAAGCGCGCACAAAGAUGAGGAGCACGGCGCCGAGGGCGCGAGAUCCCCUGGUGAAAGCGGUCUCGGCGAAGAAAUCGGUGCUCCCGACGAGGAUUGCGCGUAUCUCGCUUUGAGGAUGGACACCAACACGAGCAGGGGUUGGAACUCGGGCGGCAGGGCAUUCCUGCGGGGUAUCGGGCAACGCGUCAGCUUCGACCCCGAGGCGCCCCCUCCGCCGUCCCAACCUGCCAGAAAGAUCGACGAAAAGGUGAAGAGGCACAGCAUCCACGGCAUGAUAGAGGAAGAGAACGUGGUGAGACCUCACCAGGAAAUGGCCAGUCUGUCCUAUCAAGAGAAAAAGUAUCUUCUCGCGGUGGAGCGUGGAGACGUUGCUUCCGUCAGAAGAAUGUUGCAAAGCGCCCAGGAAACCGAAAUGAACAUCAAUUGCGUGGAUCCGUUGGGACGGUCCGCCCUAUUGAUGGCGAUCGAUAACGAAAAUCUGGAGAUGGUGGAGCUCCUGAUCGAGCACAAGGUCGACACGAAGGAUGCCCUCCUCCACGCGAUCUCCGAGGAAUUCGUGGAGGCGGUCGAGGUACUUCUGGAACACGAGGAGAGUCUUCAUCGAAAUGGGGAGCCACACGUUAGUCGCUUUCAUCGUCUAGUAUAUAGUUGGGAAGCCCUGCCAUCCGAUACAGCCACAUUCACGCCAGACAUCACUCCCCUGAUCCUAGCCGCGCACAGAGACAAUUACGAGAUCAUUAAGAUUCUUCUGGAUCGCGGAUCCACGUUGCCUAUGCCGCACGAUGUUCGUUGCGGGUGCGACGAGUGCGUGACAUCGAGGAGGGAGGAUUCGCUGAGGCAUUCCAGGAGUCGAAUAAACGCGUACAGAGCCUUAGCCUCGCCGUCCUUGAUCGCUCUUUCCUCGAAGGAUCCAAUCCUGACGGCGUUCGAACUCUCGUGGGAGCUGCGCCGCCUCUCGUUCCUCGAGCACGAGUUCAAAUGCGAGUACCAGGAGCUUAGAAGACAGUGCCAGGACUUCGCCACCGCCUUGUUGGAUCACACGAGAAGUUCGUACGAGUUGGAGGUGCUACUGAACCACGACCCCACCGGGCCGGCGUUCGAGCACGGCGAGAGGAUGCAUCUGAACCGGCUCAAGCUCGCCAUCAAACUUCGACAGAAGAAGUUCGUGGCGCAUCCUAACGUGCAGCAGUUACUCGCAUCGAUUUGGUACGAGGGUCUUCCGGGAUUCCGGAGGAAAAACAUGGUUCUCCAGGCGUUGGAGAUAGUCAAGAUCGGCGUUCUAUUUCCCUUCUUCAGCGUCGCGUACAUCAUCGCCCCCCACUGCGUGGUCGGCCAGACCAUGAGGAAACCGUUCAUCAAGUUCAUCUGUCACUCGGCCUCCUACUUCACCUUCCUCUUCAUGUUGAUUCUGGCUAGUCAGAGGAUAGAGAGCGUGAUUGGAAAUUGGAUGGGCAGAGACGUGGUGGAGCAGGAGCCAGCGCCGACGAAAAGGGGAGCUGCGCCUACCAUCAUCGAAUGGUUCAUCCUGGCGUGGGUAUCGGGCCUGAUUUGGUCCGAGGUGAAGCAGCUGUGGGACGUCGGCCUCGAGGAGUACGUGAACGACAUGUGGAACGUGAUCGACUUCGUGACCAACUCCUUGUACGUGGCCACCGCCGCUCUAAGGGUGGUCGCCUACUACAGGGUCAAGUGGGAGAUCGAGAAAUCGGGAUCAGAUUUCGAGCUCCAACGCGAACAGUGGGACACGUGGGACCCGAUGCUCAUAUCAGAGGGCCUUUUCUCCGCCGCCAACAUAUUCAGCUCCCUGAAACUCGUCUACAUUUUCUCGGUAAAUCCUCAUCUCGGCCCCCUGCAAGUCUCCCUGUCCAGAAUGGUGAUGGACAUCAUGAAGUUCUUCUUCCUCUACGUGCUGGUGCUGUUCGCCUUCUCGUGCGGUUUGAACCAGUUGUUGUGGUAUUACGCGGAUAUGGAGAAGAAGAGAUGCCCGACCGCGAUGUCGUACGCCCCUAACGCCAGCGUCACCACCGAUUCAAACGCUUGCAUCGUUUGGCGUCGAUUUGCAAACUUGUUCGAAACCACGCAGACCCUGUUCUGGGCCGUUUUCGGCCUGGUCGAUCUCGAGAGCUUCGAAUUGGACGGUAUCAAAGCGUUCACCAGGUUCUGGGGUAUGCUAAUGUUCGGCACGUACUCGGUGAUCAACAUCGUCGUUUUACUGAAUCUAUUGAUCGCCAUGAUGAAUCAUUCCUACCAAUUGAUCUCCGAACGCGCCGACAUCGAGUGGAAGUUCGCCAGGAGCAAGCUUUGGAUCAGCUACUUCGAGGAGGGUGGCACGGUCCCACCCCCGUUCAACAUCAUCCCCACCCCGAAGAGCGUGUGGUACAUGGGUCAAUGGCUGUAUCGGAAACUGUGCGGGCACAGCAGAGCGGCGAAGAAGGAGCACAUGAGGACGAUCAGAAGGAAGGUUAAGCAGGCGUCCGAGAGGGACUUCAGGUAUCAGAGCAUCAUGAGAAAUUUGGUGAGGAGGUACGUGACGGUUGAGCAAAGGAAGGCGGAGAGCGAGGGGGUGACCGAGGACGACGUGAACGAGAUCAAACAGGACAUCAGCGCCCUUCGUUGCGAAUUGAUCGAGAUCUUGAAGAAUUCCGGGAUGAACACCUCGACAGCCAGCGGCACCGGAACCGACGGUAGCCUUAAAGAGCUGUCCAUAGGUGCGGGGGGUAAGAAGAAUCGUCAGAAGGAGCGGCGGCUGAUGAAGGGUUUCAACAUCGCCCCUCAACCGAGCGGAAGCGGCUCCCUUCCCCCGGUCGACGAGUUCGCAGCUUCGUUGCAGCAAGCGCAACAGGAGAACUCGCACGAGCUGUUCGGCUCGACGCUGAGCGGCAUAUUCGGUCCGGGUACGACGCCCAAGAAGAGCCCACACCACACGAGCACGAACAGCGUGCCCGGCCUCGGGACGAGCAGGCAGAGCCGUAGGAUAAGAGGGAGCUCGAAGAAGAAGAGGUGGGAGAAUCUGAUCGAGGCGGCCAAAGUUCGGGGCAAGGUUUCCAGGCUGAUCGGCAGAUCUCGUUCCGAGGAUUCCGUGUACUCGCCCGCGUCCGAGGACGGGGGCUCCAGAUCCGAGGGGUCGACCGACUCGAAGUCGUCGCUGGAACAAGGCGGGAACGACGCCCAACCGACGCACCAUCCCCAUCACUCCCACCACUCGCACCACCACGAGGGGCAUCACGUGUUCCCUCACGGCCUAGGCGCGUUGGUGGCGCUUCGGAAGAAGCGGAAGACGUUCUCGGAUUCGAGGUCCUCGACCUCGGGCAUGAGGAGCGGGAGCGGCACCAAUCCCAUAUACCCGUUGGCGACGGCCCUCGUCUCCAAGGUGUCGAGGAAGCAGCAACUGCAGCGGGCGAGCAGCGUGCCGACCAGGGGGCCGGAGCUGGGCCAGCAGCCGAUCCCGCCGAGGCGACACGAGGGCACGCAGAGUCAGCAGCCCAGCAUCGACACUCCCGAGGGAGCCAGCGCCAACGAGCAACCCGUAGUUCCUGCGGCACCGCUGACACCGUCGACCACCGAGGAGAGCGUGGCCGCGAGCACCUCCCUCCCAGCGACCAUGAAGAGGAACGGGUCGGCGACUCAGCUGCAGCGGCUUCCGGGCAUCGAGCCGAUAUCCGGCCACGACGUGUCCGGGGGAUGGCUCUGAGAAGAUCCGAGCGUCGCCCCCCGGCGACGUAUCGACCAUCGGGACGGAGCUCGCGCGUGAAUCGAGUUCCGAAAAUCAACGAAAGCUGGGACGACGACGACGACAUCGAUCGGGGCAUCGUGGUCGUCGUGGCACACGCACAAUGAUGCCUUUCGCCGGCAAACCGAUUUCGCCGUGACAAACAAACUAUAGAGAUAUAUAUAUAUAUUAUUACGUAAAUGUAUAUUAUUAUUAAUAAGCGACGUCGGCCGUGAAAUCUCGAGCAACAUCGUCGACCCAUCGAAGAGCCUAUUCCCUUCAACGUUUCGAGGACGUAACGCGAGGAGGAGGGGUUCAACUUUGAUACGCGCCAACUUUCUCGUUUUUUCCUUCUCGGGAGAGGAGAGAUUAACUCUCGCUUUGUCGCGAAAACCCAUCCCCGAACUUUUUUCCGGAAAACGCGUUAAUGCGUAUUUUCUCGAGGAGGAAAUUUCCUCUCCUCGAGAGAAACGUCGUUGAAAACUUUCUUCUCGGCCCGAUUUAUCGUGGCUUUCCGAAAACGAACGAAAGUUUGCAGCGACACCGCCAACCAGAGUUAAUCUCGUCCGAGUGUCGCCACCGAUGAUUUUGUACCACGUCUUAUCGCAUACUAUUACUAUACUAUUACUAUACUAACUAACUGCUACUACUGCCAGAACGGGAAAGGGCAAUUGGGUCGACGACGUGGAAUUUAAUCUAGUCACACCGGUCUAGUCGAAAAGAAGAGGAUCACGACGAUCGGUCGCGUUGUUGCGUUUACCUUUCAAAGGACGAUUUAUUAGAUUAACGAUUUUGGAUUAACGAUGGAAACUAAUUCUGGAUACAUUGCGCCGAAUUUAUAAUCGCGUUGUUGCUUCAGGAAGCUGGUCUACUGAAGAUAGGGAAUUUUUUCUUUCCUUUCCUUUCCCGAUCCAUCUUCCCAUUCCCUUUUCCUCGCUCUUCCUUUAUUUCAACCAAACUCUAGUCAACCAUCUAAUCAUUACGUCUUAUCUUUUCUUUCCUUCCCUUCCUUUUUUCCAUUCCUCUCUUUUUCUAAGUUGAAAGCGCCACGAAGGAAAGGAACGGUCUCGCUCGAAUCAAUCCAACUUAUUAUGAUAAAUUGUUGUUUCUGGGGGAACAAUUGCCGCCCCGAUUAAGAAACCGAGUAUUUAGCCGAGCGAUCGGAGGAGAUAUAUAGCCGGGAAAACGAGAAAACCGAGGGACGCGAAAUUGGAACGAUCUCGUCCAAUUUCCUCCGUGACGAAACACCCAUUUUCUAACAGAGUCAGUUUCUCGCGUUCAUCCCUUUCCCCUUUGUUAACAUGAUUCGCAGGAGCGUAGCGCGCGGGAAGGAAGGAGGAGAUAAGAGACGUGACACGACCAAAGAAAAGAAAAAAAGAAAAAAAAAAAAAAGAAAUACGGAACGAGGAGUGUAGAGUAGUCGAGUAGAGGCCUAAAACAGAUUAAGAUCCGUACUAUUUCCUAGAUAUUACGUGUACUUACGUAUGAUAACAACGUAAUAUAAUUAAUGUGAACUCGGUGUCAGGAACGCGGAACGAACGAUCCGAACGUACGUUUCAAGGAUCCACUCGAAUUUCAUCCUACUUCCUGUCCUAUUCGAGUUCGCGGACCUGACAAGACCGUGCGUAAUAACAUAUUAUACCGCCUACGUGUAUUAUUUAUGAGAUUAUUAUUAUCAUUAUUAUUACUAUUAUUACUGUUAUUAUUAUUAUUAUUACUAUUAUUAUUACUAUUAUUGUUAUUAUUAUCAUUAUCAUUAUUAUUAUUAUUAUUAUUAUUAUUAUUAUUAUUAUUAUCAUUAUUAUUAUUAUUAUUAUUAUUGUAAACAUAAAGUUAGAUGUAUUUGGAAAACAGUAGUAGUGCGUGUUAUCUUGCGAACGGUUAUUAUUAUUGUAAAGAGGCAAAAAAGAAAAAAAAGAGAGAAAGAAGGGAGAGUAACAGGAAGGACGAGAGAAAGAAAGAAAGAAAGAAAAAGAGAAAGAAAGAGAGAGAGGGAGAUACUAUACUAUAUUAUACAUUGCGAAACGAGGGUACACGCGAAAACGGAACCAACCAAGUUUUAUUAACGAGUUAAGCCGAUAAACAAUAGAUCGUACAACUUGGAAUAUAAGUUGAAUCAUAGAAUCUAGCGGAAUUUUUUAACGAUCGAAAUUAAAUAUCGUUUCCGAUAACAGCGCAGCAUCCAUCACGAGAGCUCGGAAUAUCUUUUAUAGAGGACACGCCGAUCUAUAUCGAGGGAAAGAGAGGUAUAGAAAUUACGAACGCAUUUUUUAUUGGUUUCGUAUUUCUUAAUUUCUUAAAAAAAAGAAAGAAAGAAAGAAAGAAAGAAACUCGAGGAUAUAUCGAGGAGUAUUACGAGUAAUUAUAAUUAUCGAUAUCGAUUCGAAUAUUAGCGAGGAUAUUAAAGAGAAACAAAAAAAAAAAAAAAAAAAGAAUACACGUAACAAAGAAGCGACUAAUACGCUGGAGAAAAAUUAAUAUUGAAAAGAGAGCUUCCCCCGUUUGUUUUUCGCAAACUUCAAUUGCCCCGUGGCCAUCGAACGUUCGAAACUCCUUCGAUUUCGUGAAAGUUUCGUUUGGCGCAGUUUGUUGGGCAAAGAAAAAGAAAAAAAAAGAAGGAAAGGAAAUAUUUGAACGCGGCGAUCAGGGCGAUCGAUUUCCAAUUUUUUCGAUUUCCAUUUCGGUUUGCGAUCGUAGCCCAGCGUAUAUUUGAGUAACUCGAUUGAGAGUAGAAAGAUCACGAAUGACCAUUAAUAAAAUACCAUUUAUUCUGAUA
Molecule: messenger RNA, 7370 nt
Organism: Apis cerana (Asiatic honeybee)
Lineage: Eukaryota; Metazoa; Arthropoda; Insecta; Hymenoptera; Apidae
Gene: Trpgamma
Product: Transient receptor potential cation channel gamma
Biological process (GO): regulation of cytosolic calcium ion concentration; calcium ion transmembrane transport
Cellular component (GO): plasma membrane; cation channel complex
Molecular function (GO): store-operated calcium channel activity; inositol 1,4,5 trisphosphate binding; protein binding
Source: RefSeq, a predicted model, not a curated record